AUGUAGAAUACCAGCAAUACAAAAUUGUAAAAAAAGUCUAUUAGUAAAUGUUUAGAAUGUGAGAAAUUUUAUGAAUUUAAAAUUAAUAAAUUCAUAUGUAUUCCCAUAUGUAAUGAUGGAGUUAUAAUAAAAUAAGAACUAUGUGAUGAUUAGAACAAUACAUAUUUUGAUGGAUGCUAUAAAUGCUAAUAAAGUUGUUAAUUAGAAUGCUUAAAUUUUAUUGUAUUGGAAAUGAAUGUUAUGAGUGUCCUGAUGGUUGGCAACUCUUUGAUUAUCGUUGCUAUCAAUAUUGUUGAGAUGGGAAAGUAGCUCAAUAGAUGGAGCAAUGUGAAACCGAUAUGUGGAGAUGAACAUAUUGUAAUUGGAUUGGAAGAAUGUGAAGAUCGAAAUAACAUUCCUUACGAUGGUUGUUUUAAUUGCAUGUUUUUGUGUGAAAAUGAAUUUUAAACCUGUAUUUAAGGAUUUUGUGUAGAAUGCAUUGAAGGAUAUAUGAUUCUCAAAGAUUAUUGCAAUGUUAAUAAUUAAACUCAUAUUAUUGAAGAUGAAGAAGAUUUAAAAAUAGUGUAAAACAAAUGUGGAGAUGCUAUUUAUACUAAAAAUGAAGAAUGUGAUGGAAAUGAAUUUAAUGGUGAUGGUUGUUCAAGUGUAUGUUAGAUUGAACCAAAUUGGUUUUGUAAUAACUCACUAAAUAAACCAAGUGUUUGUACGCCUAAUACUUUUUUAAAAUUGGAAUAUCUAAAUCAAACUUAAUAAACUCAAUACAUUUAAUUAUCAUUUACUAAUAAAGUUAAAGAAAAUGAAACUAAUAGCAAUUUUACUAAUUCAAUUAAAUCUUCUAUUCCCUCUAUUUAAGAAGAAAUAUAUACCAUUACUAUAAUUCCUGUAUGCUUCAUUUACAAUAUUUAUUAUAGUUACAAUUGA
This is a messenger RNA of Paramecium sonneborni, 921 nucleotides long. NCBI's taxonomy places the organism in Eukaryota, Ciliophora, Oligohymenophorea, Peniculida, Parameciidae. The record is from the annotation of a GenBank genome assembly.